GGAAACUUUCUCCUCCUCCUUAAGCCCAUCUGAACCAGUAGCAGCGAAGAAGACGACGACGACGACCACCACCGGCGAGGCGCAGGAAGCCAAAGAUAGCCAAAGCCGACGCCUUUGAAGGCAUUUCGCACUCCGACCGAACUGCAGGCAAGAACCCACGAUGAGAACCUCUCUCCUCUUCUCCCUCCUCCUCCUUCUCUUCUCUCUCCUCGACUCUGCCUCGUCCCAAUCCUCGGAACUCCCGACCUCGGCCCGACCCCUGUCCAGGGUCCACGCGGAGCUGACCGCCUACGGCUUCCCGGUCGGCCUCCUGCCCGCCCACGUCCGGGACUACUCCAUCAACGCCACCUCCGGCGACUUCUCCGUCGGCCUCCACGGCCCGUGCCGGCUCACCCUCCCCCCCGACAACUACCUCGCCGCCUACUCCGAGAAGAUCAGGGGGAGGAUCGUGAGGGGCCGGAUCGCCGGGCUGGAGGGGAUCCGGGUCAGGGCCUUCUUCCGGUGGUGGUCCAUCACCGGGAUCAAGUCGAGCGGCGAGAACCUGGUCUUCGAGGUCGGCGGCGUCAGCGCCAAGUACCCUUCCAAGAAUUUCGACGAGGCCCCUGCUUGCAAGGGAGGGAAGCGAGCUUCCUCUUGAGCUGUGUGGUUCUCUAAUCUCCAAGGUUCGGGUAGUAUGUGUAUGGACUGUCAAGAAGCCUGUAGGAGAUUGAGAGAAAUUGGCCAACAAGAUUUGAGUAGUCGACGUAUGUUUUAUCAGGUUAAUGUUAAUGACUAUUUCCUCUUAUCUGGGGAUGCUUGCUAAUACUUUUAUGAUAAAUUCCAGUAUCAUUUACUAGUUGAUGCAGGUAUAAGAAAAAAAAACGCUAGUAUGUAUGUAUAUUUUGGCUAUGACUCGUGCUCUUGUUUGCUAGUAGAGAUAAUAAGAUAAUGACUAUUCUGUAAA
Messenger RNA from Syzygium oleosum, 943 nucleotides. RefSeq lists its product as uncharacterized. The transcript has 2 exons. Lineage: Eukaryota; Viridiplantae; Streptophyta; Magnoliopsida; Myrtales; Myrtaceae. Bases 161 to 637 code for a protein of 158 amino acids. The record is from RefSeq and is a predicted model, not a curated record.